Nannospalax galili (Upper Galilee mountains blind mole rat) is the source of this 1600-nucleotide messenger RNA. RefSeq names its product family with sequence similarity 98 member C (gene Tslig3c). Bases 381 to 1436 code for a protein of 351 amino acids. The transcript has 8 exons. Lineage: Eukaryota; Metazoa; Chordata; Mammalia; Rodentia; Spalacidae. Gene Ontology annotation, cellular component: tRNA-splicing ligase complex. The record is from RefSeq and is a predicted model, not a curated record.
UCUUUAAUCAAGCACUGGGGAAGGAGGAGGCAGGAGGACUGAGAGUCCAGCCUGAGCUACAAAAGCGUUAUAGGGAGACCUUGUCACGCACACAAAAAAGGAGCAGAAGCUGAGGAAAAGGAAACCGAACUUGCAUUUAUGUCUCCAUAGUAGGGGCACUCACAGGCCUUCCACGAUCUCCAGGAUCCUAAUUAUGGCACGCUGUAAAAUUUACAACCCUUGAUAGGUUACCUGCAGGGCGGCAGGGGCGGAGCCUCCUGAGCCAAUGGGAAUGCCGAAGCGCCUUCGCACCAGGACGUGAUUGGUCAGAGGCUGCAGGGGGGCGGAACCUGUCCCAGCCGGAAGGAGGCGCGUUCCCCCAGGCCCCAGGAGAAGCUUCCAUGGAGGGGGCAGAGGCGGCGGCGUGGGAGGGGACCGCAGUGGCCCUGGACUUGCUAGCUCUCGGGUAUGGGGCUCUCCCGGAGGUGGCGUCGCGUGGCCCCGGGUGUCCAGCCUUCAGGCUGCUGUGCGCGCGGCUGGCGGCCGAGCUGGAGACUCUGGGAGCUCUGGAGCAGCGAGCGGAGGGCUCCGGAGUGCUGAGCGCCGGCCAGGGUCCCGGCGCGGAGGACGCGUUCCUGCGACAGUUGGCCGGCCUGCUGCGGGCCUUGCACUGCCCUGAUCGCGCGCUCUGCGGGCGAGACUACGCGGUGGUGUUGCGGGAGCCCGGCGGCGGCCUGCGCCUGCUGCGCUUUCUUUGCUCCGAGCUCCACGCUGCCCGUCUCUUGCAUCUGCAGCUCCGACUACGUUCUGGUCCUGUGCUUCCCGUUGGAGAAGGGACAAAAGAAAAUGGCAUGGUCCAGGAACUGAUGCUGAUUCUUCAAGCUCUAGGACUCCCUAAACCCAUGCCUGGAACCCUAGCCAGCCAGCUACUUCGGGAGUUUCAUGGCAAGAUCUCGGAGCUGUUGCCUUCCCUGCCCCCAGAUUCCAUGCAGCCUCUCCUUAGCUCCCCACUGGAUGCAUCACGAUGGGAAGCGCUGGAGUCUCUGUCCCAACGCCUCACAGAACAGUAUUGCUGCCGCCGCUGCCUCCUUCUCAAGCGUCUGGAUCUGACAACAUCGGCUUUCCAUUGGAGUGAUCGAGCAGAGGCCCAAGGAGAAGCCAUGAAGACAGUGCUGUUUCCAAUCCGAGAGGUUCUGACUCCAGAAUCAGAUGUCUCCAUUGCGCACAUUCUGGCUGCCCGAGCUGACCUUUCUCGUCUGGUCCCAGCCACCAGUGUGGCUGCCCGCCAAGGGACUUGCUGUGCCAUCAACAAGGUGCUUAUGGGUGAUGUGCCAGACCGUGGGGGCCGCCCUGGUGAACUGGAGGCUCCUAUGCCUAUCUGGAAGAACCGAAGAGAAGAUGGAGGUGGGGGAAAGGCUGGUGGCCAGCACUGGGGUCGUAGGAAGAAGAAAAAGUAAAGAAGAAUGGCGGGGGAGUCAGUAGAGGGUGUCCUCUGUGAGGUGCUGAUGCCACUGGUAAUCCUUGGGGAAUCGCUUUUGAAAAUAUCUCCUAGUGCCCAAGCCUUAGAUGUCCUACCCCUGUCUAACACUCAACAGUAAAAACCAUGUUUUCUGAAAAAUAA